Messenger RNA from Eucalyptus grandis, 4110 nucleotides. RefSeq names its product protein SUPPRESSOR OF PHYA-105 1. NCBI's taxonomy places the organism in Eukaryota, Viridiplantae, Streptophyta, Magnoliopsida, Myrtales, Myrtaceae. Bases 1 to 2592 code for a protein of 863 amino acids. The transcript has 9 exons. Gene Ontology annotation, molecular function: protein binding. Gene Ontology annotation, biological process: photomorphogenesis. The record is from RefSeq and is a predicted model, not a curated record.
AUGAACAACAAGUGGCCCCCGAUCUCUUCGCACUCUUCUAUGGAUAAUAUGGAUGAGAAAGAUCCGAGUGCUUGUGUGACCUCCUCUUGUUCCGAGCAUCCCACUGCCACUGCAACUGCCAACUUCAGUGUUCAGGAUGCCAGGCCCGUGGUUGAAGAGUUAACGGUGGAGAAUAUGCAUCAGAUAGCUUUGAGUAGCGGCCAUCAUGUUUUCAUGCAACGCCAGUUGCAGCAUCUCCCUCAAUUGCCGAGUGAAAUUCUUGGCUCCCAAGAUAGUUCUGCAGCGAUGGCAAGGUUCGGUGAGGAAAAUGUGGGAAUGCCGUCACAUAUACCAGUUCAAAAGCCUUUACUGAUUCGGGAAAUUGAUGAGCGGAUGUUAUCCAAUGAACAAUCUAGGGAGGCUGAGAAAAUCAUGAAGGGAAAGGGGAUUUUCAGCUGUUCCGCUGAUGGGGUUAAAGACUGGGAACCCGAGAAGCCGAUGUCCGAAGCUAAAGUAGCUUCUCCAGCAUCAUUGGAAGCGAUCUCAAGCACUGACAAGCCUUUACUGCAUGGCAUCGAUAAGUCAGGACUGGAAAUUUCGCAUGAUGGGACGAACUUAAGAGAGUUGCUCAAACCGGGGUGUGAAAAGCAACAGAAACUUGGUCAAGACACAAAAGCUCUUUUAUAUCAGCAGUUCAGCUCCAGUCAAGGCUCUGAAAGCCAGAUACUUGCCAAGUUAGAUCCUAACGUUACGGAUUUUCCAGAAUCAGCACAUACUGUUGGGCCACAUAAUACAAACUUGAGCCACCAAAUUCGAUCUGUUCUUUCUCAGUUGGAGGAGAGAUGGUAUACUAGUCCAGAGGAGCUCACUGAAAUGGGCUGCAUUGCUGCGUCUAACAUAUACAGCCUCGGUGUCCUACUUUUUGAGUUGCUCUGUUACUUUGAGUCAUGGAAAGCUCAGUGUGUGAGAAUGAUGGACUUGAGUCGCCGGAUUCUGCCGCCAGAGUUUCUUUCAGAGAACCCAAAGGAAGCUGGGUUUUGUCUUUGGCUUCUUCAUCCUGAAUAUGAUUCCCGUCCAAAGACUAGGGAAAUCUUGCACUGGGAAUUAUUAUGUUCAUCAAAAUCGUAUGAAUUGAACCAGAACGACCAUCCAGGGAGAUCUGCCAGUGAGAAUGAUGCAGAAUUAGAGCUGUUGCUUCGCUUUUUUGUUUCACUUAAAGCUCAAAAACUGAAGGACGCCACAAAGUUAGCAGAAAAUAUAGGACAAAUCGAAGAAGAUAUUAAAGAAAUAGAGAGAAGAUCCUCUCCAUUAACCUCCUCUUUGCUUAGUGAGGUGCCCACAGAGUUCCUUUCAGAAAAUGUCAUGACUUCCGGAUUUCUCAGGAGACCGUACUCACUCCCAACCGUUGGAACAAACUUCUCAAGAAAUUUAAGGCAGCUUGAGGAUGCUUACUUUUUUAUGAGAUCUCAGUCACAAACUAGAAAAAGCUCUUCAGUGGCACAUCCUGACAAAGGAUUGCUAAGCAAUAGAGAGAGAACUCCCGACCUUAGUGUCAAGCAAACGGCAUCUGAUCUUAAAGAAGAAUUUUUCGAUGGUUUAUGCAAGUUUGCUCGGUAUAGUAAGUUUGAAGCACGGGGAACAUUGAGAAGCGGAGAUGUUCUGAAUUGUGCAAAUGUGAUUCGAUCUAUAGGUUUUGACCGUGACGAGGAUUAUAUUGCUGCUGCUGGUGUGUCCAAGAAGAUAAAAAUCUAUGAGUUUGCUGCUCUUUUAGAUGACUCAGUUGACCUUCAUUAUCCGGCAGUUGAGAUGUCAAACAAUUCAAAGCUUAGCUGUGUCUGUUGGAACAGCUACAUGAGAAACUACCUGGCUUCAACUGAUUAUGAUGGCACAAUUAAGAUAUGGGAUGUGGUCACUGCUCAAGGAUUUUCACAACAUAUGGAGCACCAGAAGAGGGCUUGGUCUGUUGACUUCUCUCAGGCAGACCCUAAGAAGUUUGCGAGCGGCAGUGAUGACUGUUCUUUGAAGCUGUGGGCAAUCAAUGAGAAAAACUCGGUCAGCACCAUUUGGAACCCGGCCAAUGUCUGCUGUGUUCAGUUUUCUCCUCACUCGACUAAUCUCUUGGUUUUCGGAUGUGCUGAUAACUUAAUCUAUUGCUACGAUCUUCGGCACACUCAAAUUCCUUGGUGCACUUUAGCUGGACAUGGUAAAACAGUCAGCUAUAUUAAGUUUUUGGAUUCUGAAAGCAUUGUCUCUGCAUCCACGGACAACACCUUAAAGCUAUGGGAUCUAAAGAAAGCGAAUUCAGAUGGGUUUUCCUCAAAUGCUUGCACCUUAACAUAUAGGGGUCAUACUAAUGAGAAGAAUUUUGUUGGCUUGUCCACUUUGGAUGGAUACAUAGCAUGUGGCUCAGAGACUAAUGAGGUUUAUAGUUACUAUAGAUCCCUACCGAUGCCAAUCACUUCUCAUGCAUUUGGAUCUUCUGAUCCUAUUUCUGGAACCAAGAUUGGCAAUGAUGAUGGUAAUUUUGUUUCGAGUGUUUGCUGGGGACAAAAGACGAAUAUGUUGGUCGCUGCCAAUUCUGCUGGAAGUUUGAAGAUCUUGCAGAUGGUUUGAGUAAAGAAGGUAGCUCUGAUUAUGUUUGCUGGGGACGGAAGACAUAAGAUUGUGGCAGCCAAUUCUGCUGGCAGUUUGAAACUGUAGUGGAUGGUUUGAGGGGGAAAGCAUGAUUUUCUCUUAACAGUCCUCAAGACAAGCCUUUUGGAUUGGCUGGUGAGUUCCAAGACUGUGCUUUGCAUUUGUGGCGGUAAGUUUGCCUUGUGACACGCAAGCUGUCCUGGGAACACAGAGAGAGAAAAUAUAAAUAGCUGAUCUAGCAUCACCUCAGUUUCUGUUAGUAUGUAUGAUGUAGGUAUACAAAGUGGGAUAGCAUGAGGCGAUUAAUCAUCUGAUCCUGGCACAAUCACAAGCUAUAACUUUCUUGGGGCGGCUCAACAAAAUGUGCAUGUAGUUGGGCUUCCGUGAUAGCGAGAGCAAGCGAUAUCUGAUGACUAUGUUUAUGCUGCAGUGUUAUGAAUCUGUCAUCGAUUGGUUGCUCGUCGGCAAUCGUGCUCUUUCUCUUUCAUGAGAAGCAGUAGGGAGUUGCUCAGAAAUUUCAGCACAGUAGGAGAGAUGAAAGGAACCCGAGUUGUUUCUGAACUUCUGCAGUUUGUAGUACUUUUCAUCGGUGAUGGUCUAUAUUCCAUAAUUUUUUGUCAAGGUGAAGAAAAGUUUCCAUCGCCAGUUGCUGUUGGAAAAAGAGUUACUCAUCACUAUCCAUGUCUCAAAAAGUGAAGCUUCAUUUGUGAGGAAUAUGAGAUCCUCUAAUUAUACUUAGUCUUGCUUCACCCACUACUCCAUGGACGAACAUAUGAAAUGAUUGGAAUUCUAUGGUGAUGAUGACAUUUUUCUGAGGGAUGGAAUUUCAUAAACCCCCAACAGGGUUAUCCAAAAGCAGCAAUGGUGAUCCUACUUACAUGAAUCCAUCUCAUUCAAAUACUGCCAUGCCAAGGAUUGGACGGGUAUAGGAUUAGAGGAUACAUGAAGCUUAGGCUUUAAUUCAGGUCAGUUUUGUGGAAUGGUUGUUUUGGCUUAAAUCUCCUUGAAGAUGGCCAUCGAGAAUGCAGACUUAAAUCUCUGUCGAAUUUCUCAAAGCAUAUAAUAGUAAGGUCUUUCAGAUAACAGAGUUUCGGCAGACUAUUUGUUUACAAUCGCUUCAUGUCUUUUCGCACUAAGUUUUUUGCUCCAGUUUGGAGAGAGCUCUGCUACAAAGUUUCUCAGGGAAAGACUGGCUCGGAAGACUUUCAGCUCGGCAAGUAGAGUUCUUCAUUGCUCUCAGCUUGAGGUGAAAAUACGGGGACCAUCUUAGAGUGUGCAAUGUAAUUUUUUUGUUCUUUACAUUAUUCCAUGGUUUUCAUUGUGAAAAUCCAACUCGUAGCCAUUUUGAUACUCGAGAUAUCUUGAUGCAUCAAGAUUCUUUCCUUGUUCACCGUUUAGAAAUACAGCAGGACUUGCUUUUCACCUGUAAAAUAAUGUAAGCGAUUACAUUAUGAUCUCCAAUUUCAAAUGACGUGUCGAUCAGUCCUCAUUCACCUC